AUGCGCGUCUACUCCCUGCUUGCCUUCUUCCGGCCGGCGUUUCCCCUCAUUCUAGGGCUCUCACUGGGGUGCAGCCUCAGUCUGCUUAUGGUAUCCUGGAACCAGGAGGAGCCCGAGGAACCCUGUAACAGUGAGCUGGCUAAUGGUGGGCUUGUGCCAGGGAGACCAAAGGGUGACCCCCAGAGCAAUCACAGAGACUUGGCUAAUGAGGAUUUCCAGCCUCGCGUCAUUCCAUACCAGAGGGACCCUAGCAAGCCACAUAGGAAAGUGCUUAGGACCCGUUACAUUCACACAGAGCUGGGAAUCCGAGAGCGCCUCCUGGUGGGCGUGUUGACUUCCCGCGCCACCCUCAACACGCUGGCGGUGGCUGUGAACCGUACUGUGGCCCAUCACGCUCACCGCACCUUUUUCUUCACUGGCUUGCGCAGUGCCAAGCUGCCGCACGGCAUGACUGUAGUUGCCCACGGCGACGACCGGCCCGUCUGGCUCAUGUAUGAGACGGUUCGGCACCUGCACCAGCACCAUGGUACUGACUACGACUGGUUCUACCUGGCGCAGGACGACACGUACACGCAUGCCGAACGGCUGGCAGAGUUGGUGGGCCACUUGAGCUCCGGCCAGGACCUCUACAUGGGCCGGCCGGAGGAGUUCAUCGGCGGGGAGGAGCGUGCACGUUACUGCCACGGCGGGUAUGGCUACCUGCUCUCCCGCAGCCUGCUGGCCCGCUUGCAGCCCCACCUGGACACCUGCCGCAAUGACAUCCUGAGCGUCAGGCCCGACGAGUGGCUCGGCCGCUGCAUCAUCGACUACUUGGGUCUGAACUGCGUGGAAGAGCACCAGGAGAUGCGUUACCGCUACUUCGAGCUGGGGAAGAAUGCGGACCCGGAGCGUGAGGACAGCCUGCAGUUUAAGAACGCCUUUACGGUCCACCCAGUCUCGGAGCCAGACCUCAUGUACCGUUUGCACAAGCAUUUCAGCCAGAUCGAGUUGGACCAGACGUACUUGCAGAUUCAGCAGCUACAGGUCCAGAUCAGUAACUUAAGUGAGCUGACGCCAGAGGGUAAAACCGCAGCCAGCUGGCCAAUCGGCAUAAAUCCGCCGUUCCAGCCUAAGACGCGUUUUGAAGUCAUCAGCUGGGAGUACUUCACGGAGGAGCACAUUUACUCAUGCACUAACGGCGCCCCCAAGUGUGAGCUGCGGGGCGCGGAUAAGGCUGACAUCAGUGUCGUGCUGGAGACUGCAGUGGAACGCCUGAACGAGCGUUACCAGCCCCAGCUUCGCUUCCGCAUGCACCGGCUCCUGAAUGGCUACCGCCGCUUCGACCCCACGCGCGGCAUGGAGUACACCCUGGACCUGGUCCUGGAAGCUUUCACCCAGAAAGGCCACAGCCAGGUCAUUGCCAAGCGGGUGGGUCUUCUCCGUCCCCUCAGCUCCAUAGAGAUCAUCCCCAUGCCUUAUGUUACAGAGGCUACUCGGGUUCAAGUCAUCCUGCCCAUCACCGCUAAUAACCAGGAUUAUGUGGGGAACUUCCUGGAUACGUAUGCGAUGAAUGCCUUGGACACACACGACAAUGUUCUUCUUACCUUCCUCCUCAUCUACGACCAGUUCGAUGCUCAGAGGGUCAAGGAGGAAGACGUUUUUGCUGGGGUCAAGUCAAUGAUCGGAGAGGUUGAAAAGCGGUACAGCGACGUGAAGAUCCCAUGGAUCAGUGUGAAAACUGAGGUGCCUUCGCAGGUCAAGCUCAUGGACAUCAUUUCCAAGAAGCACCCAGUGGACACUCUGUUUUUUAUGGCGAACGUCUGGACCGAGGUGAACGGUGACUUCCUGAACCGUUGCCGUAUGAAUGCUAUAAAUAAUUGGCAGGUCUUCUUCCCCAUUCACUUCCAGGAGUAUAACCCAGCCAUUAUGUAUCGCGAGCAGCAGCCCUCUGCCGCAGGCUCCCCCUUCAGCUCUGACCCUUUGCGCAACGGCCACUUUGACCGGCAUGUCUUUGACGAAUCCUGCUUCUACAAUGUGGACUACAUGGCUGCUCGCACCAAGAUGACCACUGACAUCCUGGACAACGACGAGCUCCUGGAAAGCAUGGACGUCUAUGAUAUCUUUAUCCGCUACUCUGGCCUCCAUGUGUUCCGGGCCGUGGAGCCGGCACUAGUCCAGAAGCAUGUGCGCCGGCCCUGCAACCCUCGCUUCAGUGAAGACAUCUACCAGCGUUGUAUACUGAGCAACCUAGAGGGCCUUGCGUCUCGCUCGCACCUGGCCAUGGCUCUCUUUGAGCAAGAGCAAGCUAACAGCACCUAGCUGCUAUGAAGCUGGGUACAUGGACCCUUUUUAUACUGCUCUGACCGCGGUACUCUUGGACAGAUUAGGCUAGCAGUAAUUAGCCUAUGCAUUGGUCAGGUGUUACUGCUCUUGUAGAACUCAGGAGUCUUUUACCCCAUCAUAUUAGCAAUGUUUCGUAUCUAAAUAUGAUUGAGGGAAUUCCCAUCAGGAAAUCAUAAAACAACUUGGAGGGCCUAGAUUCGUUGUCUAGCAUCAGUCUCUCAUAAACAUCAGUUUAGGAAGAAGAAUAUCACUUUUUUUUUUGAAAGGCAUUGAUUUACGUGCUAAUUCUAUUUUUUUCCAAUGUGCACUUCUUCCAUGCCUUGCAUCUAUGGGGCCAGGAAUCUUAAGUCAAAAGCGUCGUAAGGAGAGUGACUGAAUGUAUUCAUGCUGACUGCUGUCAUUGGGCAGUUUGUAGGUCAGUGCGAAAAUUCCCUUGACUGUGCCGCUGCCUCACUGGGCAUGAAGAACAUAUGCUUUUUGGCUAAUGCUGCUCAUUGCUACGAGUAUAUGAAGAGUAACUGCAACUGAGGUUGUUUGGUUGUACAAGAUCCUACGUGCCAUAAACCCGAGUGAUUUUAAGUUACAUUUGCUAAUGUCAGCCCAGUUACAUAUGAGUACAAUCAGGGAUCAAAACGAGCAAUGUUCAGAAAAUUAUUUUCAGCUAUGCUUUAAUAUUUUUUUUAAUAUUAAAUGUUGAAUGUAAACGGUUCAUCUAUAUCUAUAUGAGGAAAUGUGUGCGAGUUAUUGGAACUUUCUUAAUAAAUACUGUAUGUGAGUUGAA
Molecule: messenger RNA, 3103 nt
Organism: Brienomyrus brachyistius
Lineage: Eukaryota; Metazoa; Chordata; Actinopteri; Osteoglossiformes; Mormyridae
Product: chondroitin sulfate glucuronyltransferase-like
Exons: 4
Coding region: 1-2298 (765 amino acids)
Cellular component (GO): Golgi cisterna membrane
Molecular function (GO): glucuronosyl-N-acetylgalactosaminyl-proteoglycan 4-beta-N-acetylgalactosaminyltransferase activity
Source: RefSeq, a predicted model, not a curated record